Messenger RNA from Pelobates cultripes (western spadefoot toad), 9471 nucleotides. Lineage: Eukaryota; Metazoa; Chordata; Amphibia; Anura; Pelobatidae. The record is from the annotation of a GenBank genome assembly.
GGGGCGCAGGGCGCCCCCUCCUAUAUGGCGCCCUAGGCGGCUGCCUAGUUCGCCUUAUAGGAAGCGCCGGCCCUGUGUGACAGCCACUAAUCCAUGGAAAUGACACCUAUAAAUUCGUCACAAUGCCUUUUUGUCCUGUCAUGUGAUUAGGGCUCAUUUGUUUUCUUUGCACUAACGCAGCUCUGCUCAGAGCAAAGGUUGCUGGGACUUGUAGUUCGGUUAUUCAUUUUUCCACUUGUCAAAGCUGUUAGCUGAGUUACAGCUAGAAAGGAUGGCUGUGCUGCCUAAUGACAUACACAGCUGUUUUAAUGAGCACUGCAGAUUAGGGGGAAUAACAGAAGGGAGUUGUAUGCAAGUGUAGUAACCAACAAGAAGGAAGUAUUUUAGGAGAUGAAACAGAGAAAGGACGGUUAAGAUGUAAAAUGAUGCAAAAUAUUUUUUCAUUUACAAAACCAUACAAAAUUUGGCAUGCAUGUAUAUAGCUAAUUAUUAAACGGAUACUGUAAUCGCCACAUAGACUACAGUGCACGGUUGUGAUUAUAAUGCUAAGCGUACCCUGGCGCUGCCCCAUGGUAAGUGGUCAAACCAUUUACCGAACAGUAAAAAGGCAAAUGGGCGAAUACCGUUUAUGUCUAAAUAAGCAAUUUCUCACACACAAAAAAAUGUGAAAUCUAUUUACUGUGUUACCCUCAUUGUUCCAGAGCAAGCCGCUAUCCUGUGUUACCCUCAUUGUUCCAGAGCAAGCCGCUGUCCUGUGUUACCCUCAUUGUUCCAGAGCAAGCCGCUGUCCUGUGUUACCCUCAUUGUUCCAGAGCAAGCCGCUAUCCUGUGUUACCCUCAUUGUUCCAGAGCAAGCCGCUAUCCUGUGUUACCCUCAUUGUUCCAGAGCAAGCCGCUAUCCUGUGUUACCCUCAUUGUUCCAGAGCAAGCCGCUAUCCUGUGUUACCCUCACUGUUCCAGAGUCAGCUGCUAUCCUGUGUUACCCUCAAUGUUCCAGAGUUACCUGCUAUCCUGUGUUCCCCUCAGUGUUCCAGAGUCAGCUGCUAUCCUGUGUUAACCUCAGUGUUCCAGAGUUAGCUGCUAUUCUGUGUUAACCUCAGUGUUCCAGAGUUAGCUGCUAUUCUGUGUUACCUCAGUGUUCCAGCGUUAGCUGCUAUCCUGUGUUACCCUCAGUGUUCCAGAGUUAGCUGGUAUUCUGUGUUACCCUCAUUGUUCCAGAGUCAGCUGCUAUCCUGUGUUACCCUCAGUGUUCCAGAGUUAGCUGCUAUCCUGUGUUACCCUCAGUGUUCCAGUUAGCUGCUCUCCUGUGUUACCCUCAGUGUUCCAGAAUUAGCUGCUAUUCUGUGUUACCCUCAGUGUUCCAGAGUUAGCUGCUUUCCUGUGAUACCCUCAAUGUUCCAGAGUCAGCUGCUAUCCUAUGCUACCCUCAAUGUUCCAGUCAGCUGCUAUCCUGUUUAACCCUCAGUGUUUCAGAGUUAGCUGCUAUCCUGUAUUACCCUCAGUGUUCCAGAGCAAGCUGCUAUCCUGUGUUACCCUCAGUGUUCCAGAGUUAGCUGCUAUCGUGUGUUACCCUCAGUGUUCCAGAGCAAGCUGCUAUACUGUGUUAUCCUCAGUGUUCCAGAGUUAGCUGCUAUUCUGUGAUACCCUCAGUGUUCCAGAUUUAGCUGCUAUCCUGUGUUACCCUCAGUGUUCCAGAGUCAGCUGCUAUCCUGUGUUACCCUCAGUGUUCCAGAGUUAGCUGCUAUUCUGUAUUACCCUUAGUGUCCAGAGUUAGCUGCUAUCCUGUGUUACCCUCAGUGUUCCAGAGUCAGCUGCUAUCCUGUGUUACCAUCAGUGUUCCAGAGUCAGCUGCUAUCCUGUGUUGCCCUCAGUGUUCCGGAGUUAGCUGCUAUUCUGUGUUGCCCUCAGUGUCUAGAGUCAGCUGCUAUCCUGUGUUACACUCAGUGUUCCAGAGUUAGCUGCUAUCCUGUGUUACCCUCAAUGUUCCAGAGUCAGCUGCUAUCCUGUGCUACCCUCAAUGUUCCAGAGUUAGCUGCUAUUCUGUAUUACCCUCAGUGUUCCAGAGCAAGCUGUUAUACUAUGCAACCUGUUCCUGUGCAAGCUAACCUGCUCCCUGUAUCCAGAAGCCCUGCUUCUUUCCUUGUAUUGAUUUUUUUGUAUUUAUGUUAUUAAUUUGUGUUCUUGAUUUUAAUUCACUUGCUUUCCAUGUUGUGUGUAUUGUGAUUUAUUUGCUUAUUGAGUUCCCAUGCCAUGUAUGGUGCUUGCUGCUGUAGUCAGCAUUGCUUCCUGACCAAACACUGAUAUGGUGUUAGUAAUAAGGGAGCUUUUUUGAUUGGAGAACAUUCCAUUAUGCACGAGAAAUGAGACAUCUCCACUGGCAAAAGUAGACAAUCCUUUGUAUGUUAAAUAUAUAAAUAAAGAGAAAAAAAAUGGGACUGUAGAGGGCCAGAGUGAUUGUGAUAGUGAGACAGGAAGGAGAUCCAUUCUAUAUAGAAUGGUGCUAGUGGAGAAAGAUUUGUCAAGUGACAAUGACAGAGAUUUAUCAAAGUGUCCUGUUCUAAAAAUUGGUGCACAAAUGUAAAAGGGCUGGAGUCACCAUUGAAACUUGAAUCUACCACUAGUUGAACUGGUUUCCAUGAUGACUAUGGACAUUUUGAACUUCAGAUCUCUUAUUAAAAAGGAACUCCAGUGAGUGGGCAUGUGACAUGUGGAUGAAGAAGGCUUGGCAUAUGGAAAGAGACAGGUGGAUGUGUCAUGGGGAAGGGCAGAUGACAUGGGGAUGGAAAAGGUGCUGGUGGGAGAGGGAUAGAAACACAGGGAAAGACUUGGCAAGUAGAGAUAGUGGGAUAUCACUUGAUGAAGGAUUCAAACAAUGAUUGGGUGUGUAGUAAAGAUUUGGAGAGGGAGUGGAGUAUCCAGUGGGUGAGGGAGUGAAAUAUCCAGUUGGUGAGGGGGUGAAAUAAUAAAAUGAAGAGGAGUGGGAUAGUCAUUUCAGCAGGGAGUGAAACUAUGACAUGCAAAUAUCAAAUAAUUUCAGGAAAAAGUGUUGGGAUGUGAUUUUAAUGUACGUUCAAACAAACAUUAAUGGGAUGUUCAUAAUUUCAUCUAAUUAUUGUAUCCAAUGGCGUAUUUUGACAUGCUCAUCAACAAACCCCACAAACGUUUUUAUGGUAGCCUGUGUUCAAUUUUUUCAUCAAACAUCCAUCCACAAAGGCAAUAUCAUAUCCAUUCAGACACACUCUGACUGGACCUAAAUCGAAAGGACUUUUAUAUUCAGUUGUGAAAUAGAAUCUAACAGAGCUGGAAGUUGGUUACUUAAUAUAUAUAUAUGUCAGCACAGGGCUUUCGCACGAAACAACCACAAGCUGACAAUGACAUUGUUAAAGUCAUGCAGUGCAAGGUCAGGACAGUGAAGGAAUAUAACGUUUUAAGCAGGAUGCCACAUAGCUGGCUAUAACAAAAGUAAGUGACAAUUAAUAAUUCAGUCAAUAAAUAAAAUCAAUAAACCAAAGUGUAGUUUCACUUGAUCAAUGCAUUUCUGUGGGGUUCAUUCGGCGUCCUCAUGCAGAGCGUGAAGACCCACCAGGAACAACCUUUCUGAGCGAUACCUAUUUUAAGUGGCCCAAGGGACACUAUUUUUAAGAAAAAUCAAAGUUUACAAUUGUCAGACUGGAAGAUCGGUCUCUUUGAACCAAAACAACAACAUUAAGCUGUAGGGCUUCUGGUGCUUAGAGCGUACCUUUAAAGCAAAUUACCUGCCUUGCUUUACUGCACCUGCUGUCCUGUAAAAGCAGAGUUGUAAGGUAAAGCACACGAUCACUAUCUCCCUCCCGCCUCCCUCUAUUGCAGACAUAGUUUUUUUUUGUUUUUGUUUGUUCUAAGUUACCCUUCCUCCUUCUCACUCACUCCCAACCUCCCUUUGCCGGCUCAGAUUCCAUGCAUGCGCUCUGUGCUGGCAGAAUGGUCCAAUCACAGACUUCUUUGCGAUGUAAAGAGGGGGCUUUGCCUGGUGCUGGAUUCCAGGUAAGUAAAACUUCUUGUUUUGCAGUUUAAAAGGCAAACAAAGGCGUAGCGGAGUCCUUUAAGCCCAAUAAUUGAGACCUUACUGAUCAUGUUACCACAUGUAUUGUACUUUUUUCUUUGCGUAAAAUAAAUAAUCGUAUAUCUGAUCAAUCAUCAGAUCAAGUAAACAUAUGCUGAAAGUACUUAUAUUGGUAAAUAUCUGAGUCUAGUUAUCCAGAACUAGCUAGCUGGACAAUAUGGAUUAUAUAUAUUUUACAAAGGUUUUUAUUUUGUGACUAGGUGUCUAGUAGUCACCAUCACUUGGGGUUUCAUACAGACACUUUACGUAGGACCCUGGACUACGCCUAUGUCUAAGUCACCCUGUACCCAUUAAGUCACCCUGUACCUAGUGACAGGUUCAGAGCGUCAGACAAUUCUUCCAGUGCAGUGGCAGUUAGAAGGACAGAGGAGCCAAUUUGGAUGGGUAGCUGGGGAUACAAUUUGAGUUAAGCGAUACAAAAAUAGUUUAACCCUGUAAGGUAAGAAUAUACAUUCCAACAUUUUCCAUUGAUAAAGAGGGACACUUUAAUUUUUUGGGGUGUUAGUGGAGUCGUGCCAGUGGCUGGUCUGUCCUAAGACAUAUUGGAUGACUUAUUAAUAAUUUAAGCAACACAAAUGUAAUUUAGAACAAGAGCAAUUUAUCUUAUUUACAUAAAUUGAUUUCUAAAUACAUGAAUUAUAGUUGUAGUUCAAAGACACAUUACUGCGAAUAUAACUUCCGUGGAGCUCUGGUAUAAAUUCAGACACAUUAUAAAUACUGAGGUCCUACAAAACAAAGACAUUAGGAUAAAAAAAAGGGGGACAGUGGGUUUUUGGUCCAAAAUAGGGAGGGAUACUUGGAAUGUACUGGGUCUGUCUGGAAAAAGUCUAUCCAUUGUUAAUAUAACAGAACAGUUUGUGUGACAUCAAUGUAAACUGGACAGGAAUGCACAUGCGUGAACAAUGACCAAUAUAUAAAUAUAUGGUAUUUGAACUAUCAUGCUCUGCUACACAAUUAGGAUCCCACUUUCCUCGUCAAUUAAAAUGAUCAAUUGAAAAAUAUAAGGUAAAAUGUACAGGGUUCUUUUUUCCAAGUAAGAGAUAGCCAGAGGUUUUUACUGUUAUUACAGAGAUUAUCUGACAACUGUAGUGUCAUAAGACUCUUUACUUCCAAAUAUGAUGCUUUAUGGCAUGUUCUGAUGACUGAAAUGAGAAACAAGGGGUCCUAGUAAGAGGGGGGGUGGGGGGGGGGAGAGUGGUUUUUCCAUAUCAUCAAUCUGACCAUAACAGCUGUCUUGAAACAGGACCCCGCAAAUGAAAGAAAAAUGAAAUGAAAGAACAAUCCUUCCUACGGGUGUCUCAUGUUUCACUUCCAGUGAAGAUAGAUGGGACUACUCCUUCCACAACACCAGCAUUGUCAAAAUAUCCUGUCAAUCUAACUGACAUGAGACCCAACACACAGGGGAUCUGUGUUUUCAAGAGAUAUGUGUGCUCAUUGUCAGGGGAGGGCUGGCAACAUUUGUCCUUAGGAGUAUGUACAAAGAGUCUGUUUUCAACUAGUCCAUUGCCACAAUGACAACUGUAGUGCUUUAUGACUGUCUUUUGAGACACUGUCUUACAUCAAUAUCACCACGGGGUCAUGCAAACACCUCCAGGGACAUCAUACAUGCUCAUCAUAUAAUUGAAGCCUGGUCAACUACAAUACUGUACUUUACCAGGAACAGACCUGGAGAACAUCGAGAGCAGAGGCCAACAGCCCUUGCAGAAACACACACGGUUCUGGGCAAGCAAAGGCACUGUACAUUCCCUGUCUGCUGCCUUUUCCCACAGUGGUUUUGACAGACAUACCAACACACCUAACUCGGUAGAAGAAUACUGCAGCCCUUAGCCCUCUUGUCAGUCCUCAUGGUAGUGGUCUGGGGAAUAACAGGUCCUUGCAUGUCUGUUGUGCAGAUAUCUAAAGUUUAUUUUAAAGGCAUUUAAUUCAGAUCUUAUAGUAGCUUGCACAAAAAAACAAACCCAUAAAAUUGAUAAAUACCUCACUUGUUUAAAAUAGAGUACAACACAUACAGGAAGUAAACAACUGUGAAUAUUCUUGCUUAAAUCUUUGACUUCCAACAUUCUUUUCUCUUUCAUACCUCAGCAAAGCAUCCUGGGAUGACAUGAGAGGAAAAUCCAGAAGGAAUAAUUGAAAAAUGAGCAGACCUUUCCUUUGCCUUUCCCAGUGCACAGAUCUCAGCUGUACGGCAGCCAGUCAGUUACAGUAAUCUUACCAAAUCUCAGUCAUAGAUCUCCACACCCCUCUUCCAGUGAGGUUACCAGUCAGGUAUGAAAGGAUAAAAAUGUUGCUUAGUGACAUAACUUGUAAAACUUAUUUUUAUCUCAAUUAUAUUAUACUUACUAUGUUCUCUGGUCAUUGAUUACCUUGGUCUCAGUGAUGAUAUUUAAUGCAAGCUGUGGAGAGGUCUCUAUUUUGACUGACAGGUCAUCUGGAAAGGGUAUAUCCUAAAAUAAUGCCUGUCUCGGAGGCAAGGCAGAGAUUCUCCGAUCCAGGGCACAGGUAAAUAUACUGCAGUGUGUAUUUCUACUUUCACUUUUACUUUUAACACAUAUCUAUCUACCUAUCACCUAUAGGGUAUAAUUAAACAUAAAAUAAGAAACAAGUAAAAUGGCAUACAGGGCCGCCAUCAGGGGGUGACAACCGUGAUGGUUGUCACGGGCCCGGUGGGCCCGGGGGGCCCGGCCGCCCCGGCCCCACGUGGAGCGGCGAAACUGCCGCAGGUGCAUCUGCACCGGGGCCCAUCAGGUGGCCCAAGCAUUUAGGGCCACCCGAUGGGCCUUGUAUCUUCAGAGGCCUGGUCAGCGCUGCGCCAGGUGAUUGCGCGACCGGGCCCCUUUAAAAAAAAAAAUUGCGGCUGAAUACCGCAAGUGCUGCUGGGAGGAAGUGACGGCCGGUCACUUCCUCCCAGCUUACUCCACGCGGGGGGAGAGCGGAGGAGAGGGACACCAGAAGCAUCCACUCCCAUCAUCCCCAGCCACCCUCCUGCAACUUAAAGGUAAGAGGAGGGUGGCUGAUAAAUGAGGUGUGUGUGUGUCUGCAAGUAUGUCAGUAUGUCUGUGUGUGUGUGUGUAUGUCAGUAUGUAUGUUGUGUGUGUGUAUAUGUCUGUCUGUGUGUGUGUGUCUGUGUGUCUGUGUGUAUGUCAGUAUGUAUGUGUGUGUGUGUGUAUGUGUGUGGAUGUCAGUAUGUAUGUCUGUGUGUAUGUCAGUAUGUGUGUGUAUGUCAGUAUGUAUGUGUGUGUGUGUGUAUGUCUCUGUGUAUGUCAGUAUGUAUGUCUGUGUGUAUGUCAGUAUGUAUGUGUGUGUGUGUGUGUAUGUGUGUGGAUGUCAGUAUGUAUGUCUGUGUGUGUGUGGAUGUCAGUAUGUCUGUGUGUGUGUGUGUGUGUAUGUCAGUAUGUAUGUGUGUAUGUCAGUAUGUAUGUCUGUGUGUGUGUAUGUCAGUGUGUAUGUCUGUGUGUGUAUGUCUGUGUGUAUGUCAGUGUGUAUGUGUGUGUGUGACAGUAUGUAUGUCUGUGUGUAUGUCUGUCUGUGUGUAUAUGUCAGUAUUUAUGUGUGUAUGUCAGUGUGUAUGUCAGUAUGUAUGUAUGUAUGUAUGUCUGUGUGUGUGUGUGUCUGCAAGUAUGUAUUUCAGUAUGCAUGUCAGUAUGCAUGUAUGUCUGUGUUUGUAGAUCAGUAUGUUUGUGUGUAUCUGUGUAUGUAUAUAUCUGUGUGUGUGUCUGUGUGUGUAUGCAUGUAUGUAUAUCAGUAUGUAUGUGUAUGUAUGCCAUUAUGUAUAUAUGUCAGUAUAAAUUUAUGUGUAUGUUUGUCUGUUUGUCAAUAUGUAUGUGUGUGUCAGUAUGUGAGUAUGUAUGUACAACAGUGUGUGUGUCUGUAUGUCAGUGUGUGUGCGCGUGUAUCUGUGUAUGAAUCUAUAUGUAUGUCUGUUUCAGUAUUUGUGUCUGUUAGUAUGUGUGUAUCUUUCUGUGUGUCUGUGUCCGUGUCCUUUUGUGUGUGUGUAUUCCUGUGGGUGAGAUUUGGGGGUGGGGCUUGGAGGCGGGCACACGGGGGCCCAGACCUUGAGCUGUGUUAGGGGCCCCACAAUUUCUGAUGGCGGCCCUGAUGGCAUAGAUGUGCUAUGUUUGCCACAGGCAAAAGAAAAUAAUUUUUUGAUCGUUUAGAAGUUCCCUAGCAAUAUACUUUUUGUUUUUACACUUAACAAUGUAGUUGUCAUUCUUGACAUGGGAUACAUGAAAACUCUAUCCCAGAGACAUAAACACCUGUGAAGGUAUCCGGUGACUUUAUCUGAUCAGAGGGGCUGUGCUGCUUAUUUAAAUUGUCGCAACACUGACAAAAACUUUCCAUUGUAGAUCAUGUUUUUUGGCCGGCAGCCACAUUUUGCUCUGAUUUGAACAAAUGACAGAGGAUAAUGUGAAUGAACCACUGUACAGAAGAAGUGUCAGGAUUCCUCCCUAUUCUCUUGGAAUUCCUCCAUGUUUGAUUUCAGCCAGAUCGGCACUGCCCGUAUGACUUCUUUCGCUGAUCUCUCUCCGCCUACUCGUCUGACGUCUGCCCUUCAAAAGGAAGCCACGACCGCAUCAAAAUGGCUCAAUCAAUGUUUCCUGUGUUUGAUACUGUUGCAUACUUGCUACCGUUUUGCCUAUUUACCGACGGAGCUUCUAACUGAUUUCCUGUGUACCGAACCUCUUGGCUUGAUCCUGACUACGCUCUACUCUCGACUCCCAGACUUGGAACAAGACUUCACUUCUUAUUACUGCCUUUCUCCACAUACCUCAAGGAAUCAUAAUCCACUCUAUCCUGGAGGGACUCUUAUGCUCAUCACUCAAUGCAAGAUAAGUUCUCCUCUUAUUGGCAUCAACAAUAGGUUCUUUACUGAAGUUAUUCUGGAAGGAUAAGGAAUUACUAAAUCUGCUUCUGGGAUUCUAUUUGCAUAUUCUAAUUGAAGCUCUCAUAAGCCAAUUACUCACUCUUCAAUUGUCUUAUUCAAUAUUAUUUGGAGUCUAAAGGACUAUAACCACUGUGAGCCCAGGAUCUACCUAACUACCAGGUUUUGUUGUCUUCAAAAGGACUGUAUUAUUUCAUACAACAGGAAUCAACUCACCUGCUCUGUCAAACGUUAUAUUGAAGACUAUGGACUGUAUUGCUAAUUAAGCAUUUCCUUAUUUUUUUCCUUAUUUUCAAUUUUGAAACAAGAUAACAAACAUUCAUGCAUUAUUUUUUCAAAACCUUAUUGCUGCAGAAGUCUGCCAAAGUUAAAUUUAUAUAUUUAAAUAAAUUAUAUUGUCUUAAAGUGACAGCUUCAAAUGUAUUUGUUCACCUGCAGUUGAGUUCCAAAAAAAAUCUUUCCCGAGAAGUAUUACAAGAAGUAAUAUAAG